Molecule: messenger RNA, 5235 nt
Organism: Labrus mixtus (cuckoo wrasse)
Lineage: Eukaryota; Metazoa; Chordata; Actinopteri; Labriformes; Labridae
Product: thyrotropin-releasing hormone-degrading ectoenzyme-like
Exons: 21
Coding region: 1558-4602 (1014 amino acids)
Biological process (GO): proteolysis; peptide catabolic process
Cellular component (GO): cytoplasm
Molecular function (GO): zinc ion binding; metalloaminopeptidase activity; peptide binding
Source: RefSeq, a predicted model, not a curated record
UGCUUUAACGGAUUUCAGACGUUUGUGUUACGGACCUCCGGAAAGUCCCGGGUGGACUUGACUGUGGCUGACCGACGGUAACCUCAGUCAGCCCCCCCAGCAGGUAUUAGAUCAGGUAACCGCGGGUUUAACGGGGAAAAGAGGUCCCCAUCACCGGGGAGGAUUCCCUGCACCCUAGGGACCGACCUCCCGUUGAAGAGGACCCGGACUUCAUCGCUUCCCAGCGGGGGACGAGCGAGAGGAAGUUACCGGAGCACCGGAGGACUGGAUCCUUACCGGGAAAAUUGAACAUUCUCACGGACCGGACCACCAGCUUGAUCUCAUUACGGGAACGGAUUGAUUGCUGGAUUCUAACGGAUUAAAACCGCCUUCUCCCGCCCCAGUUCCUCCCCGGUUUGAAUCAAUGAUUCUGAAUUCAUGUUUCCUCCAUCAGACAGAGUGAGCUCUUAAACCGGGAUCGUUUAGACCCGGUGCAGUAUCCGAGUGAAAUAAAGCCCCACGCUGGCUGUAUAUUAUCCACUAACCCCCCCAGAGAGAGAGAGAGAGAGAGAGAGAGCACUGCAGUGAGAGAGUUAUUACCUUUAUUAAGAACAGAAACACAGAGAGUCUGAAAUGAAGCCUCAUCUUUAAAACCAGAUACAGAGUCAGACUUCCAUAUAAGGGCAUACUGUUCAUCGUGGUAGAAAAAUUCCACUUUUCAACAAAGUCAAAUACAACCUCGACUAAAAUCCACCACACUGAGACAAAGACUGUGGGCACAUCUUGUGAGGUGAAACGCUGAUGUUGAAGCUGAACACUGAAAUGUGAGCGGAGCCUCUGUGGCUCCUAACACAAACCGUAAUGUGUUCUUCAGGAUCUGCAUCAUCAUUAUAAACCUGUAAUAGUGCAAUCGGGGUUUAUUUAUGCUCCAGAGCAGCUUUAAAAGAGAUUGACUUUAUGACGACCUGGGGAGAAUAACCUGCUGAGCUUUUGUUCAGGGGAGCAGGUGGUUGUUUCUGAAGAUUUAAAUAGAUUUUAACUUUCAGUCUGAUCCAGAUCAAUCCUGACUUCAGAUUUAUGUUUAGAGUCUCUCUCUAUCCGCGGUGGUUAAGAGUUUAGCUUACCAAGCUGUGAACAGUGUAUGGAUGGUACGCUCACUCUUUAGACACAUCCUCAACAGUAUACCUCCGCCCCCUCCCCCGCCCCCCCUCCUUCCUCCUCAGCCUCCACGAGAACUUGAAUCUGAGCCAUGCAGUAUUGAUUUUUUCCCCCGCUCACCGCAAAAACCAAAGCGCACAGAACAUCUCAUCCUUUCUGGUUUGUCAGUUGAGUUGCCUGAAAUGUAAGAUGUGCUGCGGCGAUCGUUUUCCUCUCUGAGUGGACGGAGCUGAAGGGCGUUGAGAGCGGUCUGACAGCGGCGAGGGCAGAGUUCAGGAGCAGCACGGAGACGAGCUCUGACGGACCGAGGUCACAACGUCUGAUUGAGUCUCAACGAGCUGAAGUCUGACCCCGCAUCAAUGAACCUGUUUCUGACCCGUCAGGACGUUUCUCUGCAGACACUUUGAGAUUUUCAGCUAAAUGGGACUAAACGACAGCAGCCCGGGCGCCAUGCGCAACGGCCGCGGCCUCUCCGACCAAUGGGCAGAAUCGGUGGUGGUCCGGCCUCGAACCACAGAGCGCCACAUCACCGUGCACAAACGUCUGGUGCUGGGCUUCGCUCUGUCCAUUCUGACCCUCAUCGUCGUCACCGCCGUCGCCGUGGUGCUCAGCGUCCGCUUCGAGGAAUGUGGCGGGCGAGAUGGCGAAGGAGCAACCGGGGAGGCGGGUUCGAGAGGCAGCGGCGGGUCGGGGAAGUUGAACGGGAGCCGAGGGGAGAGGAUGGGGGAGAGAGGGGAUGAGGAGGGGGCUCAGCCGUGGAGGAACUCCAGGCUGCCGGGCUCGUUGAGACCGCGGCACUACGACCUGCGGCUCGCCGUCUACAUGGACAACUUCACGUUCUCCGGCGAGGUCAGCAUCGAGCUGGAGUGUGUCAACGCCACCCGCUUCAUCGUGCUGCACACUGACCGCCUCGAGGUGGACAAGGUGUCCGUCACAGCAGAGGGCGGCACCGGGGGCCGUCCUCCUAACAAACCAGGGGGCGGAGUAAUGCGCCUCCACCGCCACUUCCCCUACCCGUCCAAUCAGAUGUACGUGGUGGUGCUGCACCGCGAGAUGAAGCCCAUGAGACUUUACCGCCUGAACGUGAGCUUCGACGCCGCCAUCGAGGACGAGCUGCUGGGCUUCUUCAGGAGCUCAUACACCCUGCAGAGAGAGAGACGGUUCCUGGCUGUGACUCAGUUCAGUCCCAUCCACGCCCGGAAAGCGUUCCCGUGCUUCGACGAGCCGGUCUACAAGGCCACGUUCUCCCUCACGCUGAGCCAUGACCCUCAGUACACGUCUCUGUCCAACAUGCCCGUGGAGAGCAGCUCGCUGUCGGAUGAAGACGGCUCGGUGACCAACCACUUCACCCGCACGCCGCGCAUGUCCACCUACUACCUGGCCUGGGCCGUCUGCAACUUCACCUACAGAGAGACGCAGACCGACAGCGGCGUGACGAUUCGACUGUACGCUCGACCGGACGCCAUUUCUAGCGGAGCUGGGGACUACGCUCUGCACAUCACCAAGAGGCUUCUGGGAUUUUACCAGGACUACUUCAAAGUCCAGUACUCACUGCCCAAGCUCGACUUGUUGGCGGUGCCCAAACAUCCGUAUGCCGCUAUGGAGAACUGGGGGCUGAGCGUCUUCGUGGAGCAGAAGAUCCUAUUGGACGCUGAGGUUUCGUCUUCGUCCUAUCAGAUGGAGCUGACCAUGGUGGUCGUCCAUGAAAUCUGCCACCAGUGGUUCGGGGACCUGGUGACCCCCAUGUGGUGGGAGGACGUGUGGCUGAAAGAAGGCUUUGCUCAUUUCUUCGAGUACGUCGGCACAGACUUCCUCUUCCCAAAGUGGAACAUGGAGAAGCAACGCUUCCUGACAGACGUCCUCCACGAGGUGAUGCUAUUGGAUGGCCUGAGCACCUCUCACCCAAUCUCCCAGGAGGUGGAGCAGGCGACGGAUAUCGACCGAGUCUUUGACUGGAUCGCCUACAAAAAGGGGGCGGCGUUGAUCCGGAUGCUGGCUAACGUCAUGGGACAGCCGCUGUUCCAGAAAGGACUCAAUGAUUACCUUCUGAGUCACAUGUACAGUAACGCAGCCAGAGACGACCUGUGGAGCAAACUGUCUCAGGCCAUGCAUUCAGAGGGGCGGGACAUCAAUAUUGGAGAGAUGAUGGACAGGUGGACUCUACAAAUGGGCUACCCUGUGCUUACCAUCAGCAAGAACCAAUCAGAGCAGCUCCCCACUCAUUACAUCACUGUCAACCAGGAGCACUUCCUGUAUGGACAGGAAGUGAGGAACAACAACAGUUUACAGUGGCAGGUGCCUUUGACCGUCGGCGUGGGAAACUCGUCCACGGUGUGUUUAGAGCGCCUCAUCUGGAUCAACAACAGGACAGAAACCCACAGGAUUGGUCAGAUGGACGAUAAAACUUGGUUGCUAGGCAACAUCAACCAGACAGGCUACUUCCGUGUGAACUAUGACCUCCAGAACUGGAAACUGCUCAUCCAACAACUCCACAGCAACCCUCAGGUCAUCUCUGUCGGGAACCGAGCUGGACUGAUCGAUGAUGCCUUCAACCUGGCCAGGGCCGGGUACCUCCCACAGGGCGUUCCCUUACAGCUGAUCGGCUACCUCCCGGAGGAGACAUCCUUCCUGCCGUGGCACGCCGCCAGCAGAGCGCUCUACCAGCUGGACAAACUGCUGGACCGCACAGACGACUACAGCCUGUUCAGUGACUAUGUACUGAAGCAGGUAGCAUCACGAUACCAUCAGAUGGGUUGGCCGACCAACGUCCCUGGCAACGAGGGCAACAUCCUGCAGGCUUCUUACCAGACCGAGGAGCUGCAGAGGGAGCUCAUAAUGUUAGCCUGCAGCUUCGGAAACAAACAGUGCCACCGUCAGGCCGUCGCCUACAUCUCCGACUGGAUCUCCAGCAACAAAAACAGGAUUCCUCCAAACAUCAGAGACAUCGUGUACUGCACCGGUGUGAGUCUGAUGGACGAGGACGUGUGGGAGUUCAUCUGGAUGAAGUUUCACUCGUCCAAUGCCGUCUCCGAGAAGAAGAUCCUGCUGGAGGCGCUGACCUGCUCCGACAACAUCUUCCUGUUGAACAGGCUGCUCAACCUGUCGUUGACCUCUGACCUGGUCCCCGAGCAGGACGUGAUCGAUGUGAUCAUCCACGUAGGAAGAAACUCACAGGGUCGAAGCCUGGCCUGGAAAUACUUCAGAGAUAAGUGGGACGUGCUGAACGCCCGUUACGGUGAAACGCUUUUCAUGAACUCAAAGCUCAUUGGGGGAGUCACAGAGUUCCUGAACACGGACAAAGAACUUACUGAGUUAAAGGAGUUCAUCCAGUCCAGUGGUGUCGGGGCGGGGCCUGCGUUGCCGCGGGCGCUAGAGAUCGUUGAGGGCAACGUGCGUUGGCAUCGCCUUCACCGGCGGCAAUUCUACCAAUGGCUGCGCAAACCUCAAAACUCCGCCCUCGGCUAACGCUUCACCAACUAGCUAGACUGAAGGGACUGCAAACUGACUGCUAAGCUAAUGCUAAUGCACUGCUAGCUUAAAUAUGCAGUCGGAAUGAAAAAAAGACUGACUGGAUCUUCAGCUGGUUACUCUUCUAUUUCUUUUUCUUUUGAAGAAAAUGUGUUUUCUAUUUUGUUUUAGACGCAUUGUUUGCUGUUAAACUGGUUUCUGCUGCUACAGACGCUGCUAGCUAACUAGAUAGCAGUGACUGUUAGCUGCCAGUUAGCAGCAAAAACAAUACAAGCUUAUCUCGAACAUUAGUUGUUGAAAUUGGUGAAGCAGUAACUCACGGUUAGUUUGGUUACUUCUGUUCAAAGCACAAUCAAACUUUUCUGAACCUUCCUGAUACGACAGCCGGGAGCGUGACGCUACGCUACGUUACAAAGGUGACACAGACGUCUCACCGCCACCUAGCUUAAAGUUUAAAGAACCUUAUUAGAGCCAAACUGACGCACAGUAAAGUCAUACGCAUCUCUGAUUGGCCCAACGUUCAGUUAUUGUUUUCAUCCUAACCCUCCAGAUCUCAAACGAGACCAGAAGUCCUCUACGUGGACUCAGAGUCCUAAACGUGGACUCAGAGUCCUCUAUGUGGACUCAGAG